Molecule: messenger RNA, 2494 nt
Organism: Sesamum indicum (sesame)
Lineage: Eukaryota; Viridiplantae; Streptophyta; Magnoliopsida; Lamiales; Pedaliaceae
Source: RefSeq, a predicted model, not a curated record
AACCAAAAUAAAUGGAGCUCGUAUCUCGAGCCCUCCAAAAUUUGAAUUGCAAAGAAACCCUACGAACUAUCCCAUCGCUUUCACUUCCCUUUUCUUUCUCUGUAUGCAGUCUUUCCCAUUACCCCUUAUCUGAGGUUCUACAUUUCACGUUUUCCCCAGCCAUAAAUCUCAGAAAACCCUCAACCCUUCAUCGUCCAUCCCUUCUUCUACCACCAAAAAUACUAGAGAUAUUGUAUUGAAAAAGAAAAAAGGAGAAAAAAAUCAAUGGCUAAGAAGAAAAUGUCGCAUUCCCACCAGGAUAAACCGGUGCAGAAGCAAGAGGAUAUUGUGAAAGCCCAUCAAGAGGCCGCGCCAGCCGUGGAUUCUGAGGCUUCGGGGCAGCUGGAAAAUCUCAAAACUCUGAAUCAGUAUCUUCUGAAGCAGGCAGUUGAGUACCGCCAGCAGAUGGAGUCGCUCCUUCAGUCAAAUGGGUCCUUGGAAAUGGAGCUAGCUCGGUCGAACUCGGAGAGAGAUGCGUUGAAGUCCGAUUUGGGUGAGUUGGGUGAGAGGGCUACGAUGUUGGAACUUGAGAGGAGUGUGGUGGUCGCUUUUGUUGCUGCGCAGGUGGGUCUGAAGAGAGAGGUGAUUGAGCAGGAAAUGAAGGGUUCGGCGAUGAAAGUGAGAGAGUUGAAGAGAGUGAUUGAUGAAAAGGAGGGUGAGAUUGGGAGGUUGAAUGGGAGACUGAGAAAGAUUGAAGGUGCGUUGGGAGAUGAGAAGGAGGUUUCGAGGAGAGUCUGCAUGGAGAGGGAUGAAUUGAAGGCUAAGCUGGAUUUGCAAAUUGAGGAGGGUAAAGGUUUGGGCCCCAAGUUGAUUGAAUUGGCGGAGAGAAAAGUGGAGCUCGAACGAGAGAUUGGAGAACUACAGGUUGCAUACAAUGGUGUUUUCAGAGAAAAGGAGGAGAAGGAGAUGAGAAUUGAGGCGAUAAUGAGGGAGAAAAGUUCGGUAGAGAGAAGUUUAGCUGAGUCCAAUAAGUUGAUAGAGGAAGUGAAGGAAGAACUUCGAGGAGUUCUUGUGGGGAUUGAAGAGGCAAAAAAUGUGGAAAUGGUUAAAAGACAAGAAUUGGAGAAUGCUGUGCGUGGACUCAAUGAGAUGGUGAUCAAUCUGCAAAAGGAGGAGGAAAAACUGCGUGUGAAUGUGGCGGAGUUGGAGAAGAAGUGCGUCGAAGGGGAUGAGAGGCAGAAGGAGAUGGUGAGGGAGAUUGAUCAAUUGGUGGAAGAAAGGAAGGCAACUGAGAAGAACAUUCAGGGGUUGAUUGAUGAGAAAGCCAUGAUUGAGAAGGAUUUCGAAGAGGCGUUGCAGCAAUUAGCUGAGCGGAAGCACAAAAUAGAAGAAAUGCUAAAUGAGAAGAUUAUCAUGCUGGAGUCUAAAGAUAAACUGGAAACUGAAGUUGGUGAAUUGCAGAACCAAGUAGCUGAACUCAAGGCUGUUGUUUUGAAAUUGGAGGAAUCAAACUCGGUUGAAGCAGAGAAGAUCAAGAGUUUAGAAUCUGAAGUUGGGGACUAUAGAUGCAAGCUUGAGCAGGUUAAAGUUGAGAGAGAUGAAAUGGGAAUUUGUCUUGAUAAAGAGAAGCAUAAUGUUGUGCAAUUGAACGAAAAGAUUGGAGAGUUGGAGAAUAAGAUUGAGGAAAGCCUCACGGCUGUUGCGGAAAUGAAGGCUGACAAUGCUGCAAUAUUUGCUGAGAAGGUAGAGCUAGAAAACCAGUGUGAAUUGCUGAAAAAGAAAAUUAUUUCUUUGGAGGAUACAAUAACUGAGGCACAAAACGAGUUUGAUUCCAUGAAGGGUAAAUUUGAAUUGGCUGGUGCUAACUCUGAGCUAGUGCUGAAUAUGUUGAAGGGCACAGCCGGCUUUUGCUCAAGGGAUGAAACUGAUGUGGGGGAAGGUGAUUUACUCAGUGGUAAUCAGAUUAACGGUGAAGAAACAAAGCCAUAUGUGAUUGAAUUGGAAGCGAUAAAGAAUGCUUUCAAGAGAAAAGAGACCAAAGUCGAGAACAUGAAGAGGCAACUGCAGUUGCUGCAGACUUCCAUGGAAGAAGCACACAAGAAGAAGAGCUUGUGGACCCUGUUGUCCUCAGCAACAACUCUCCUGGCUGCAAUAUCUCUUGCCUAUGCUGCUCGUGCUCAUUGACGCCACGUUUCAUUUGAUUCACGUUGCAUGGGGUGUCUUGAGAGAAUUGAAGAAGUCUUUGAACAAGUUUUGGUGCUAACUACAGAUGCAAUGAUGCAUAGUCUAGUUACAUGUUUCCUUUCUGUAAUAAACAACUCUUGAUGGCUGAUGCUGACAUCGAACCUUACUCAAGUAGAUGAGUAACAACUCUUUGCUUUCAUCUGCUUGUAUGCAGGUUUUUAACGCAUUAUCUCUGCUGUCUUUCGUUUAUGUUCUUCUUUUCACGAUUUGGCUAAUUCACAGCAAUGGCACUUUCGUCUGACUGAACAGUGUGUGCUGUUUGAUUGAACUA